AUGCAAAUUGCUUUGCUAAUCAGAUUCAGAGUUGUCAUUGCAUCUUAUCUGAAAGAACUCCGCAACUGCAGAACAUUUCAUCACGUGCUGCUGUCACCCUCAAGUGCGAGGUUGGGCGGGAAAGAAACGACGCGACGUGAAAUGAAAAAAAUGACGUGCGCUGCGCGCGCCCGUGCAUUUCGAGGAGCUGUGCGUCCGAGCAGCGCCGUCCCGUGCGUCACGCAGCGGACGCAGGAAUUCUCGCCCGCCGCGCUAAUUGCUCCUAAUCCGCACGUCCUGAGCACUUAA
Molecule: messenger RNA, 288 nt
Organism: Gryllus bimaculatus (two-spotted cricket)
Lineage: Eukaryota; Metazoa; Arthropoda; Insecta; Orthoptera; Gryllidae
Source: the annotation of a GenBank genome assembly